Molecule: messenger RNA, 2849 nt
Organism: Orbicella faveolata
Lineage: Eukaryota; Metazoa; Cnidaria; Anthozoa; Scleractinia; Merulinidae
Molecular function (GO): oligosaccharide binding; extracellular matrix structural constituent
Source: RefSeq, a predicted model, not a curated record
CACAAUGUGGAAUGCCAGUUAUCAUUUUGUUCUUUCGUUUCAAACUGGUCACCGCUAUCAUAUGACUGUCACUGCGCAGAUUGAUAGAAUAUGCACUGUGUUUGAAUGGUCUGGGUUUCGUCUUGUUGUGUUGUCGGCAAUUUCUUGUGAAAUUGUGCUAGGGAAAAUCAGUUAAACAUGGGCACAACAGCCAUUUUGUGGUGUUUUCUUGUGUUCUUGGUGGUAUUUGGAAUUGAGCCAGGAAUGACUCAGAAACCAGCUGAGGGAAAGAAAUCAAAAGCCAAUAAUUUUUCGGACCAGACAUGCCCUUGCUCCUGUAGUAAUGGUCAAAAUGGACACAACGGGACCCCCGGAAGGGACGGAAGAGACGGUAAAGAUGGCAAAGAUGGUGCUAAGGGCCAGCGUGGACCACAGGGUUAUGCUGGGAAAGCGGGGCAAAAGGGAGAACCUGGUCCACCGGGACAGACACCACAAGGUGCUAUCAAAUUUAGCGACACCGCUGACAAGUGCACAUUGAGUACCGCUGGAACUGUUCGUUACAGCAGUUCCCAGAAUUCAUUGCUACUCUGUGAUGGCAGUGCUUGGUUACCGGUGUUGACUGCUGGGAAGGGUCACGUGGCUUAUAGCCCAGGCCGUCACUGUCUGGAUAUUUUAACUUUAGGUCAGAGUCGUGGAAGUGGACUGUACUGGAUCGAUCCAAACGGUGGGUCAACAGAUGACUCGUUCCAAGCUUUUUGCGACAUGGAAACUGAGAGCGGAGGUUGGACCCUAGUCGCUACAAAGGUGUCUCCAGGGUUCCCCUUCAUCAAAACUACAUUUUCCGCAAUGGCUGCGCAAACUAAAUACGCAGAUGCCGCGAGUCAUAUCCAUCCCGACAUAGGGGACUGGGAAGAAGUUAUGUUCCGGUUUGCUGACGUCAACACUAUCCGGGUUAUUUACAACAGGAAAGCAGGCGCACCACAAAAUGAGAAGAAAGAGUUCGAAGAUUUCCUAAUGGGGAAAUCGUCCCAGUUGGAAAAGAACGUGUAUGGAUUUUAUAAGUACGACCCUAUAAACAAUAACGGCAGGAGUCCCAGUGAAGGUUUUGUCACAAUAACUAAACUGCACUUCUAUUCAAACAACCAGGGGAUUUCGGAGGCGCACACGGGCACUGAUAAGUGGAUUGACAUGUGGAAUAGUGCUGAGAGUUCAAACAAUUACGUCACUUCUGACGACAACAAAGCGGUUGGUACCAAGUGUAUCGCAGGCUACUGUUAUCUUAACAAACCUAUCUGGGUGAUGGUGCGAUAGAAACAAACUUAAGUUGGAGACUUAGCUUAGUGGAAACUCUGUCGACUUAAUUAAUUAAGGUUUAGAUAAUAGAACCAAAUUAUUUGCGAUUGCUACUAAGAUUCUGUACCGGUCCGAACAAAGGAAAGAGCUUUUGAAACAUACAAUCCUAUGACAAUUAUUAUUACCAUGUCGGAGCUUCAAGUUAUGUUAAGAAGUAGGUUUUUUUUAUUUCAGAACUAACUAUGUAACAAUUUCUACCAAGAUUUUUCGGUGGGAUGAAACACCAGCCGGAGAUCCGUUUUUUGUCGCAAGGGAACGCGUCCGAGGAACCGCAUCUUUUACUGUUACUGUCAAGAAUCGUCCUAGACUAGACUUCUCCCAAUGUUAAUACUUGUGAUCUGCGACUUUGUUUAAUUACAGUACAAAGAAAACUGUAAGACACUAAUUCUCAAAAAUAAUUUUAAUGUGCGUAAUAUCCAUGACGCUGAUGCGUACAUUUGAAAAGUAGCGUUUCCGUCGCUGUAAACAAAAAACUGAUCACUCUCGACAAUGAUAUCAAACAUAACUCACGCUAUGAACCAGUCAGAAACCGAAGCAUAAACACGCAACCAGGGGCAAGCGCGGGAAAACGCCGCCUCAGCCAAUUCCUAACUGGCUGGAAAACUACGCCUUUGUUUCUGAUUGGUUGGAGUAUGUUGCAUGUGUCUUUUUUUUGAACCAGUUUCAAAGAUGACAACAAAUAUAAAACCAAAGCCAAAACCAAAACAUAACUACUUUAUGUACGGUUGCCACGGAGGCAAUGAUAUGUCACACUAAAGCCGAUUAGAGGCUUUCACUCGAACAUUGAAAUAAUUUAACUCAGCGCGGGGACUUCCCGUCUCCCAAUCAGAAUGGGUUAAUGCAUGUGAAUAGUGCGAAUAUACAAACAAUAUGAUUUGGUUCAAGCAACCUAAGCACAUAAUUAAGAGAACACCAAUGCUUUAAUUUUCCCUGAAGUCUGCACUUCCAAUGAUGUCUGCUUCUUCUCUGACACUAGUACUCUCUGUUGGCAUCUGUCUUUUCUCUUCAAAGAGAACACAGUAACAUAGCUGUUUCAAUUGACAUGUUUUACUGGAUGGAGUACACUAGGAUCAUCUUUGUCACCCUUACCGACACGAGAGGAAAUCUGGGGCGAGUGGCAGCUCGCAGUCUCUUUUGGUACCGUUUUCUUGGGACAACGCAGUGAAGAGUCAUAUCGUCUCCAGAACCGGUCCCAGAAGGAGCCUCGAGUUGAAACUCAGCCCAGAUUUCUUCUCGCUUUAAAAGUGGCGAAUGCGACGGGUGGUGGCUUGUAAAGAACAGGCGACAGUUCAGAAGUUUUCAGAAGUUAGGGCACCCAACACUUCGGGUUUUCUAUUGAUUUACUUAACAAUUAAAGAAGUUUGAACCAUGUAUUAUACUGUCAUAAGACACGGCCGAAAUAUUUAUAAGUGUUCUCAAAUUCCUGCAGUGCUUUAUGGCAAUAUAAUACAUGGUUCACAUUUCUUUGAAUGAUUAAGAUUUAAAGCGCGUGAAAAAAUUAAACACGCUUCUGCUUA